Messenger RNA from Cariama cristata (Red-legged seriema), 840 nucleotides. RefSeq names its product family with sequence similarity 228, member B (gene FAM228B). The transcript is spliced from 8 exons. Bases 1 to 840 code for a protein of 279 amino acids. Lineage: Eukaryota; Metazoa; Chordata; Aves; Cariamiformes; Cariamidae. The record is from RefSeq and is a predicted model, not a curated record.
AUGCGUACUGUGAAUAGCUCAGAGACUCCCUGGCUACUAAGAUGUACGUGUGCGAGCCAUGUGAGAGAACAGGACCUCCAAAGGCCUUGGCAGAGGUUCUCCUCAGCACCAGCAAAGAGGGGCACAGCAAAUACUUUUGACUGCAGUAGACAUUUUGGGAACAAAAAGAGUACCAAAGAUUGGCAAACACAGAGAGACUUCUGCUGUGCAAAGGCAGCACCUGAUGAAAGUCAAGACGUCAUUGCUUCUGCUCAGUGCAUCUUGGACAGAGAAAAUGAUUUUGUGAGGGAGGUGGACAGGUAUUUGAGGCACAAUGAUUUCUUAAAUCUGAGAAAGAAGGAGAUCCUGUAUAAGAAAUGGCUUGAGGAUGUUUCAGAGCCACUGCUGCAGAAAAUUGAGGACAAAAUGGACAGCCAGUCAAGUGAAGAAAUACGGAAAAGGAAAGAACAACAACUCACUCUCUAUUUAAACUACUGUAAGAAGAAGGGCUAUGUGGCUUUGGACGAUUAUGACCCAUCAGAGUACGAUCCCUUCUUCCUGAAGACCCGUACGGACUGCUGGAAGGUUUCAAUACCAACUUUACCGGAUCCUCUGUUAAAAGACGGUCAAAGAAAGUUUAUUGAGACAGGCAUUAUCAAGCAGUGUGAGACAGGAAGACCAUGCUCUACCAGAGACCUGAACAAACUCCGUAAAGCAGAACUGCCACUGCUGCCUUUGAGCAGGCAACGUAUGGAUGCAGCUGAGUGGCUGAAGAUACCACAUGCCUACAUUGCUAGUGAGGUCCACCAAAGGAAGAGGCAGAGAGUCAUCAGCCACCACAAAGAUGUUGAGAGCCAAUGA